Molecule: messenger RNA, 831 nt
Organism: Episyrphus balteatus (marmalade hoverfly)
Lineage: Eukaryota; Metazoa; Arthropoda; Insecta; Diptera; Syrphidae
Exons: 3
Coding region: 94-768 (224 amino acids)
Source: RefSeq, a predicted model, not a curated record
ACUAUAAAAGAUUGUUGGCCUCCACAAAAGUUUCAAUAGCUAGUUUUUUUUUUCAAGAUAUCAAGGUUUUUUCUAGAAAAUCAACUAACCAAAAUGAAGUGCAGUAUUAUUUUGGCUAUUUUCGCCUGUGUCCUGAGUGCAACUUUUGCAUCCAGUCACCAUAAGGUGGAAAAAGCUCAUUCCGAAGUUAUGUCAUAUGCUCAAAUGGGCAUGAGAAAUGUUCGAAUGAUGAGGGGCAACACCAUGCACUUGGAAUGCUUCAAUGGAUUUUUGCCACUAAUCAAUUCCCUUGCUACCAAAGCCAAGGAUGUAUCAAAUGCUUGUGUCUAUAAGUCUAAUUACGAAAAAGAUCAGGAAUUAUUGAACCUACAGAAUUCGCGUGCACAAGUUGCUGCUGAAGUUGAAAAAAUCAGCAAAUCCUUGUCGGAUUGUACCAAACUAGGCGGUUUGCAAUAUUUCAUUUGUCUCCAGGAUAAUGCUGAAACUAAUAGAAAACUAAUGCAACUGAUCAGUGAUCAAUCUAGAGAUCUCAUGUCUAAAUAUGCCGAUAAAUCUGACGAAAUUGAUAAUAGCGAACUAUCUUGCAUUAUGAAGGCAGUUGCAACAGCUAAGGCUGAAACUGAUCAAGCUUAUGUUGAUCUUAAGGAAUGCAUUAAGAAUGGACCAAUUAUUCAAACUCAGAUUGGUGAUGAUGAAUCUUCCACAAACGAAACUUUGUCUACCGGUACAACCGAUUCACCAAGUUCCUCCAGUACCGCUGGAUAUUAACCAUGAUGCGGUUAAAGCUUUUAAAAACAUUUUGUUUUAAAUAAAAAUGAGCAUAUAAAUAAA